UCCUUUGCGUAUCGGGCCCCGUUGCGUGUUUCGCGUCGCGGACGACGUCUUUCCUCGUCUCGUGAUAAUAGCGCGGCGAUUGUGUCGGCGACAACGACGACGGUGGUGCGUUAUACAUACGGCGUGAACGGCUCGCGCGAGCCGGCGGACAGCGCACACACAUUCGCGGACGUUACACACAUAUUCAUUCGCGUACGCGCGCAUCGCGCAAGGGCGCGAAACAGUUUCAGUCCGAUACUUAACGUGGUUCCGCGCGGGAGAUUCACGAUGCGUUCCCGAGGCAGUGUACCGUAAAGAGUUCUCGCGCCGGUGGUAGCGGAUAGCGGGCAAGAAAGCGCGCCAAUCGCGCGUCCGGUGUUCGCGUGGUGCUUCACGCUGCUUCACGCUCGGCGGUUUGUCGCAGAAGAGGAGAGGGAGGCAGAGGAGGAGGAGGAAGCGGUGGUGGAGGAGAAGGUGGUGGUGGACAAGCGAGGGUGAGAGUGUGACGAGGGAGAGAGGAGCGUGGUUGGAGAAAUUGAGGCUAUUGGCAGAGUGUGACAUAUCUUUUUUGCUCCUCUCGUUUGCAUGAAGUUGCCCGCGCGGUUCGGCUUCUCGCGUCAAACCAAACACACGGAGGUUCGCCGCCGGCAGCAGGAACCAGGUAACGAUCCGACUUGGGAGAAAAUCGGAAUCGUAGGCGGGGCCUAAGGUCGGUGGACACGUGACACGGAAACUUGUCCUCCCUUCCACGCGACCGAAAUCCACGCGUUCACGGACGACGCCCCGUCCCCGGGAGACGAGACUCGCACGCGUGUAUGUGUGCGUAGUGCGUGAUGCCUCCCUCGCGUUUCCACGCGGAUAUUUCCUCGAGGUGAAAAAAACGCUCCCACGAUACAGGAAUAAGACGAGUGUCUCGGAACUACGUCAGCUAUGCGCUUGCAGCACGCUUCCAAUGCACAUCUCGACAUUGACAGAAUUCUUGCACUUAUGCGAGGUUAUGGCACGCGAAUCUCGGAGCAGGAACGCAGUGCUCGUCUCCGAAUCGCGAAAACUCAAGGCCGUUCUGUAAUUUAUAUAGCUUUUGCAUCUGAAUAAUGCGCAUCCGAUUCCAUUAUCAUUCGUGCAUGACAGUGUCUUUCGCCUCGCCUCCCUCGCGCAAUUCCACGAUUAAUCAACAGCCGCCUACAAUCGGCUCGCGACAAUCGAUCAACGACAAUUAUCGACGACAAUACUACGGCACGAUGACCGUUCCAUUAAUUCGCAACAUGAUGACGCUGUCGUGGUUAUUCGAAAAACGCUGUCACGGCGUCGUCGCGUGAAUCCCCGAGGAUGCAGCAAGCGAGCGUAGGUGGUUGCGACUCCGGCGCGACGAGUCCUCCAGAGAGAUCGCCGGCUAGUUUCGCCAUCAAGAGCGAACCCAUCGUAGACAGAAACGACGGUGUGAGGAUUAAGAUCGAGAUGCCCGAGCCCACGGAGGCCGGCGUCGAGGUGAAAGGCGAGCCCCGGGAGGAUUAUCAGCGGCAGCCGAGCAACGAUAAUUAUCGCUACAACGACAAGAAGCCGGGAUACGUCCCGGACGUUCUCGGACAGUGUCAGCCACCGGGAUAUCGUCCCGUAGGACUUCCCAACUCUUUCGGUUUUCCUCCCUUCUACGGGCAUCACCAUCCAGCAGCAUCCAUGAUGCCGACGGCGUCGUCGUCAUUCCCGACCGGACGUCCUUCCCCGGACGGGCCGAUCGGUAAAAUCGCCGACGGUCACGAGCAGACCGUGUCGCACAUCGAACGGCACGCCGCUUACGGCAGGAUGCCGCCGAUCCCUAACGACGGCUUCCUGCAGGAGCAUCAUCACCGCUUCGACGCCGGCGAUUUUCAACACGCCAACGCCGGAGUGCCGUAUCCGGGCUUCCGGCCCACCUUGCGCUCGUCGUACGGCAAUCAUCAUCAUCAUCAUCACCACCAUCAUCAUCAGAACAACAGCGCAUAUAACAGAAGCGGCCACUAUCAUCCUAGGCAGCGUAAGUGGAGCAGCACUGCGUUCCGAGGACUGCACCCGCCGAUGCCGUGGCCUACGGGGUUUUUCCGCCCAGACCUUCCGCUUGGCACGCCACUAACGACGAGUCACGUUCCAAAUUCGAGUAACGUUUCUACUUUGUCGUCUGUACCAUCUCGUACACAUCUGGACGCUUCGAAAGGGCCGGAGCUUCCUUCCAAUAGCAACAAAGUCCAUGGACAGACGCCAACGAUAUGCACAUCAAUCCGUUGUACGAUUAAUGGCUGCUCCUGCGAGUCCUUCACACCCGGUAAACGUCAUCUGCGUUACUGCGAUAACUGUCAUCAUGGCUGGGUGCCUCACGCGCUGGCGCGACUGUCAAGCAUCCACCACCAACAACAGCAGCAGCAGCAGCAGCAGCAGCAGCAGACUCAACAGCGGCUCGGCGGUGGCGGUACUGGUAGUGGGGAUGUCGUCUCCGGCCCUCGUUCCACUGGUAGGGAGGAUAAAAGCGUCGUAGGGAGGGUGAAGUACCCGGCAUCGGCGACGACGACGACGACAACAACGACGACGGAGACGACGACGACGCCACCGACGACGACGACGAUACUUGCGGAUGGUAGCACAGGAGGUGGAGGAGGGGUAGGCGGCGGCGGCGGCGGCGGCGGCGGCGGUGGUGGUGGUGGUGGUAGUGGUGGCAGUGACAGUGCUAGUGGUGGCAACGGAACUCCUGGUGGGGACCGUAACAGCGGCGGUGGUAGUGGAGGUGGUUGUGCCGGUGGUGGUGGUGAAGUCGCGGAGAAGGAGGAGAGGCCACCGGCUUCAGAGACUGUCGAGCCGACGGCCGCGUUUGACGUCGCAUCUCUCGUGCUCUACGGCUCGCGCGCACUGCCGAUACGCCUUAAGAUCUUGCUCGAUCAGUUGUUCAACCAGUUGCCCCCCGCGCAAGUGACACGUAUCCUAGCUGCCUUCGGUUGGACCCACGAGGAUUAUACGCGAGGAUACAUACUGCAGGACUCGCAAAACGGCCCGGUGCUGGACCGAUGGAGUAUCUGCUCGGCUGAGGAGGAGCCGCUGGUUCUACAGCAGUUCCUCAGGUUCGCCGAGACGCGUCCGUUUGUGCAGCAACUGCUGCUGGCCGCCGGAACGCCAGGUACGGAUGCUAUGUCACCGAGCAGACGACCUUCGCCGCCGACGAUGCCACUAGCACACUUGCCGCCCCCGUUGCAUAUGCUACAUUGCGGGCUACCGCCACCGGGUUCCCGGUUGCCGCCCCCGCUACCACCGCCCCCGCCUCCGCCACCGUCGUCGAUUUCGCAUUCCUCGAUGUCGCCCACGGCGCAGAAGCAUUAUUCGUCAUCGGCGAAUCCAAUCGGCUGUAUCACCAGUAGAGCGAAUUCACCCCCGCGUUCUCUGGAUUCGCACUUAACGGUAUCGCCGUUGAAUCGAUUGCAGAGCAUGCAACCGUUCGACUUCCGGAAACUGGGCACCCUCGGGCUGCCGGCGUUUCCGCCGUUGCCGCCGCCGCCACCGUCCGCGGAGCAGCUCCUGCAGAAUCGGAAGUCCAUGAGGAAUCAACAGAGCCCUCACAGUCCGCCCCAUCAUUCGUCGUCGCAACUGCAGAGGCCACACAUGCCAGUCGCGCCAGUCUCCUCGUCGGCGUUGACCUUUGGCCAUCCGCUCUCGGUAGCCGUCUCCUCUGGCGCGCUACCCCCGAGCUUUCCGACGCACUUCCCACCACCACCAAUAGGCAAAUCUCCCGGCGGAAUCGGUGCCGGGUUAACUGUACCCGCGGAUGUGCAUAGCAGUGGCGAGAAGAGCAGUGAGUUUGGCUCGGAAGAGGACGACGAUGACGAGGAGAACUCGGACAGCGCGCUGAACCUGAGUAGACGAGACUCCGCUUUGUCGAAGCACGCAAUUUCUUCCGAGCAACGGCAUCCGUCGUUAUCCCUUCAGGGCGCGCCGUUGGGUAGGCCAUCCGGUAUACCUGGCAGGAAGCCACACUCGCCGGGCAAACGGCCAAGCAGCCAGUGGAGCGCUGCCGCGAACUUACCGCCAAACCUUGGUACGCCUUUCAUCAAUCCUACCACUGGCAAAAAACGCGUGCAGUGCAACGUCUGCCUUAAGACUUUCUGCGACAAGGGCGCAUUGAAGAUCCACUUUAGCGCGGUGCACUUGCGAGAGAUGCACCAGUGCACUGUCAAGGGUUGCAGCAUGAUGUUUAGCUCGCGCAGAUCGCGCAAUCGGCACAGCGCCAAUCCAAAUCCGAAACUGCACUCGCCGCAUCUACGUCGCAAGAUCUCGCCGCACGACGGCCGCUCUUCCAUGGCGCACGCCCUAGUGUUGCCACCCCAGGUUGGACUCCCCGUACCAGCCACCGGAUUGAAUCAUCUACCGUUCGGCACGUUCCCGUUGCUCACACCGCCACCGGAUCUCCGUUCACCGGCCUCGUUAUGCGCGCUGGACUUCAAACACUUGGACCUAUCGUCUACGCAGGCGAGCCAAGGCAGACCGUACGAUGAGGCGCUGCAGCAGCAGAGAAUGUCGGUGAACGCGAGUCUGUCGACUACCACCACGGCUUCGACGACAAUACCAGUGGCGAUGUCGAGCGCGGCGCUUACCACGACCACGACAUCAGUGCGAGGUUCGUAUCCUAGUGGCGGCGCAGUUUCACCGUCCACUCAGGCAUCGUCCAUGAUACCGGAAGGCGAAGAAGAUGAUGAUGACGACGACGGCGGUAUCGUCGUAGUCGCGGAAGAUGAGACUAGUAAUCUGCCAUCCAGAUUGCAGCCGCUUCGUACCGACGAUGAAGAGCAACCAGCUGACUUCAGUCUGGCGAAGCGACCAAAACUCUAUUUUGGCGACACUGCCGAUGAAGAUCUCGUCAGCAAUCCGGAUAGCAAUGAGGACAACGACUCGAUGGGCACGGUCGAUCAGCAAUCUUUCUCCGUGAACCAACACUUGCUCAACUCGAGUUCCUUCCACAACCGGGGCGUGCGCAAGAGGAAGUCCCAGCAUCCAACGAGAUGUGCCGUGCCGGUAGAAGUGCAUUCCUCAUCCACGGAUGGUGACUCCUCCAAUGACGAGGAGCAGCGAAUUCAACGGCGUUGUCUGUCAGACAGCGUUGUUGCGCCGGCACCGAUGGCGGAGUUUCAGAAUCAACCAGAAGACAUGUCGAUGUCCAGGCUCGAAGCGGAAGAACGGAAAAUACUUCCCAGCUCACCGAGAAAUCUCAGAGGCGGUUUGCAUGAAUCAGAUUCGCACUCUCCGGAUGCCGCCAAUAAAGAGCGCGAGACAACAGUGUCCGCCAAUAAUCGGCGCGACACUCUCUCUUCUCAGGACAAUGCGGAGGAUCUACUUCAGGACGAGCCACGAGAUUUGAGUUCUAGAGCGAGCAGCAUCAAAUCGCCUAAACGACAGAUCACUCCGGAACCAAAGAUCGAUAAUACACCGUCGAACACAAUGCCGAGCGGGGCGACGACAACGACAACGACAACUUCAGUGGCUGCGGUGAAGAGUUCUGACGCCACGUCGUCUGAGCAGAAAGAUCGACAGCAGAGCGCGGAGAGCGAUGAAACGAAGGCGAAAGAGGAGGCGAUCACGAAGAAAGAACCUACCGAGACAUCCGCGCAGGAGGAGAAGAAAGCAGUGAACGAGAUGGGGCACCAAGAGGACGAGCAAGACGACGAUGAUGAGCCCAUGGAGGAGAUCGAGGAAGAUGAUGAAUUGGAGGAGGAGGAGGAUGCGGACGACGCGCUGCGCAAUCAAGAAGGUGAGCGUCCCGAUGAUCCCCCCCGUGCCCCGAGCUCGGUCGACAGCCGUCCGACGACAGCCGACGACCUCUCCCACGACUCCUCGAUCAACACUUUGCGUCAACUCGAGUCCUUGUCGCAGGGUCGAUGCGCGAUGCCGUACGCCGAGACGCAGCGGGUGGCUUCGAGGUCUGGCCGCGGCUCUACCAGCCCUAUCAGCCUCAUGAUCCACCAGGAGACCACCAUGGACAACUCCUCACAUGGCUCUCGUUCAUCCAGCGCCUCACCCUCCACAGCGGCCAUGGAUACGGACAAUAGCCUGAUCACGUACGCGCGUUACGAGAAUGGCGGCUUUGUCAGCACCCAGGAGGUGCCGCUCGACCGCGAGAAUCCGCGCCGUUGCACGGCUUGCGGCAAAGUCUUUCAGAAUCACUUUGGAGUUAAGACCCAUUAUCAAAAUGUUCAUCUCAAACUGAUGCACCGCUGCAGCGUAGACGGCUGUAACGCGGCCUUCCCCUCGAAACGAUCUCGCGAUCGCCAUUCGGCGAAUCUCAACUUGCACCGGAAACUGUUGUCGACCUCGUCGAGUCCACCACUCUCGUCCAGCCUGCCGCCGAGUCUAUCACCGCGUGUCGACGAUCCGCAGAUGAACCCGUUGCUGCAUAAUGAGUUCCUGGCGAGACUUUACGCCGAUGCCAGCAUAGGCGCCUUGGGUGCAUAUCCCUUAGCACCUAGUUUGCCGUCCGCAGUCGAUCUGGCGGCUAGAAUACCACCGCCGCAUCCGCUGCUGCUGCCACCGCAUCUCGGCGCCACCUUCCCGGGCCUUUCUUCGUUUGCAUCUCACCUGGCCGGUCUGAACGGCCUCACUCAUCAGCACUUGAACCAUCUAACGAGAUUGACUCAAGAACAGGGCAACAGGCAUGUAUCUGCCUCGCCCAUGUCUUCGCCAGGCUUAGACGAUCGUAAAGAGGAAGCUAGGUGCACCAUACCCGGCUGCGAGCGUGUCUUUGGCUCCAGGGCUGUGCGGGAUGCGCAUUCCAGGGAUCCCCAGGCCCACCGCGAUUUGCCGAUCCUAUCCACCAGCAGCGGCUCGUGACCGAUCUCGUUCUGCAGUCGCGGACAAGAUUAUUAUUCCCUACUGUGAUGCCAAAAUCCUAACGGCGAUUUGAUCCAAUCGAUCGAUCACCGAUGAUCUCGUUUUUACGUAGGGUCGGCAGACGAUGCGGUCCUCACGAACGUUGCCCUUAUUUAAAACGUUUAACGGACAUGCAUAAUAACGUGCAAUAUCGAGCGGAAUGCGAACGGGAUGAUCGACUAUCACGUGACUGAUACGAGGUAGUCCCCGUUAAUCAAGGUCGUCGAAGAUCUGCCCAUGGAGCCAGUUCCGACGUGGUAAUAUCUGCCUGCCAUUUUUCAGAUUCUUUCGUCAGGAUAUUUGUUGGGCUGAUCUAGUCAAUCUGGAAAUUUUAUUUCACGCAUUAUCAGAGAUGAUAAAGUAAAAAUCGUGCACUGAAUCGCUGCUCUCGUUUGAUUAAUCGACAAUAUUGUGCAAAAUACUUUAAUGAUUUGACAAUAUCAAAUUGUGAAUUGAAUAAUAAUGCAUACAUCACUAUAUUUAAAGCUUCUCUGGCAUUCUAAAUAAAAUUGGAUGAUUUUAAUUUAAAAGAGCACAAAAUUUGAAGCUAUAAAUAUUCUACUUAUAAUCAAGAGAGAGUUUGAUAUUUAUUUAUAGAAUGAAAUUUUUAUUUAUAUUUUAUAUAUACUCUAUAUAGAAAAUUUGUACAAAAUAUAUGUAUGCAAAAUUUACAUG
Molecule: messenger RNA, 7530 nt
Organism: Cataglyphis hispanica
Lineage: Eukaryota; Metazoa; Arthropoda; Insecta; Hymenoptera; Formicidae
Exons: 5
Coding region: 1309-6816 (1835 amino acids)
Biological process (GO): regulation of DNA-templated transcription
Cellular component (GO): nucleus
Source: RefSeq, a predicted model, not a curated record